AUGAAUUUCAUGGAUACGGGGAAUACGACAAUUAUAAAAAAUAACACUGAGAAGCAAUACGCGGAAAUCUCAAAAAAUGACACUGUGAAGAACUACACGGAAGAAGUGAAAUAUUUGGAAUUCGAUAUAAUAUUUGAUGAAUAUGUUAAGAAACAUAAUAAAAUAGUUGAUGAACUAUUAAAACCAUCUAACGAAUCUAAUUUAUUAGAACUUCCAAAAGUAAUUGUUGCUAAACCAGACAUGGUGACAGGAUAUGGAAACCGUUUAGUUGGAGUAGUUUGUGGUUUUAUAUAUUCACUACUUACUGAUAGGCUAUUUUUUAUUGAUGGUUACAAUAAUUUCGAAAAUUAUUAUGAGAAAGAUUUCGAACAUGACUGGAAAGUUGUCGAACAUUUAUAUCAAGAUAGUACUUAUAGAUAUUUGCAUGAUAUUAAUUCAUAUAAUGACUUUCCAUUGGUG
Racocetra fulgida is the source of this 459-nucleotide messenger RNA. The record is from the annotation of a GenBank genome assembly. NCBI's taxonomy places the organism in Eukaryota, Fungi, Glomeromycota, Glomeromycetes, Diversisporales, Gigasporaceae.